AUGAGUCCAAAUAUAUCAAACAUUACGACGACUAUAACGAGUCAAUUGAGAGAGACUUUUGCGAUGCACUCAUCAGUGCUAAGAAUGACGCCCUCAGAGACGGCANAUAACGAGUCAAUUGAGAGAGACUUUUGCGAUGCACUCAUCAGUGCUAAGAAUGACGCCCUCAGAGACGGCAAAGAGUCCGCACCCUAUCUGACCGAUGAUAACCUCUCGAUGACUAUUUUUGACAUGUUCUUCGCCGGAACCGAUACCUCUCAGCAGACAUUUCAAUGGCUUUUGCUAUUUAUUUGCUAUUAUCCAGAAAUGCAGAAAAAGUUGAGACAAGAGAUUGAGUCCCAAAUCGGAGACCGAAUGCCAACACAUGAGGACAGGAAUCGAUGCCAUUAUGUCAUGGCCUUCAUCGCUGAGACGCUAAGAACAAGAAACGUCGCGCCCACAGGUGUCCCCCAUAAAGCUCUUGUUGAUACUAAACUUGAUAAAUACACAAUACCUGAAAAUAUGGGAGUUUUUGUAUACCAGGGAAUCAUUUUACGAAAUGAUAGCGAUUGGGAAAAUGCCGAUGAAUUCAAACCCGAGAGGUUUAUUGAUAGUGAGGGACAGUUCAUCACAACCCGUCCCAAAGCAUUCAUACCCUUCGGUGUGGGCCGUCGUGUCUGUCCGGGAGAGAAGUUAGCCAUCGCUGACCUGUUCCUGGUUUUGGUCCGAUUUCUUCAGUCUACACAAGACUACGAUAUAGUGCUCGACAGUAACGGCGGUAUAGAUCCCGACCCUAAUGUUGCCGACAAUAUAGCCCCUGCAGAAUAUAAAAUUAAAUUGGUUAAAUUGUAA
Messenger RNA from Medioppia subpectinata, 831 nucleotides. Lineage: Eukaryota; Metazoa; Arthropoda; Arachnida; Sarcoptiformes; Oppiidae. The record is from the annotation of a GenBank genome assembly.